GGAAACCCGCUACUAACUGGCCUCUGGCUCCAUCUCCAUCUCGGUUCCGAUAUCGAUACAGAUCUGGUUUGUUUUGGCAUCAUCACGCGAUGUGGCUUUUAAAAAGGGGUUCGGAUUGCUCUGUUGCCUCCAAACAGUCGUUUGUGGGUAUGAUGGGAGCAUUGCUGGGACUGUUGCUGGCUCUGCUGGCUCUGGCCGGGAUCAUGGCCCGGCCUCAGAGUCCCUUCGAUAGCCUCAGUCUGGGCGCCAUGAGUCUGGCCGGGAAUAUCGCAGAUGUCGUUCAGAGCGGCGCCGCCUUGAGUCGCGACAUGGAAAUAGAUAACCCCCUGAUGUCGGUGCGCUCCAAGACAUCGGUGGGUUAUGGUGACGCCAUGCGACCGUUCCCGGGAUCGGAUUCCUCUGAAGAGGAGGAUCGACGUCGUCGUCGUCGUCGCCGUCGCCGCCGCCGGAGCCUGCACAGCCUGCUGCAUCGCUCCAAGCGAGCUCCGUGCUUCUGGAAGAUGUCCAGCAUGGCCACCACACCGGCAACCGGCGACGAUGAUGUGGAGGCACGUCGCAGGCGAGCGGCACGCAAGCGGGCCGCCAAUAAUGCCUCCCGUUCCCGCGUCAGUCCCAAGACGAGUGGCAAGAAGAAGCUACAGCGACGACGACGUCGCCAGGCGGCAUCUGUCCCGAGUCCGGUUGGAGGAAUGGGUUCGGAGGCAGGAGUCGGCUUAGGGGAUCGCAUCAAGGUCAUGUGGCUCUCCUUCGUGGACAAUGUGACGGAUUUGGUGCAACAGACGCGGCAGAAGAUUUCCGAAGCGGCCAACAGUGCAACGGGUUGAGGAUCAUUCAACUAUAUACAUAUAUAUUUUUAUAUACCUUUUUUUUUGUAUUUUAAGUGCAAUAAAUUAGUGUGCUUUUGGAUACCGGAAUGGCAAUUGAA
Molecule: messenger RNA, 925 nt
Organism: Drosophila serrata
Lineage: Eukaryota; Metazoa; Arthropoda; Insecta; Diptera; Drosophilidae
Source: RefSeq, a predicted model, not a curated record